AUGAUGAACCCAUGUCUCAUUCCUAGUGACAAAUCUCUGAAAAAAGUUGGCAAGAUCUUCUUAAAAAAGAAACAUUCUCUAGAUACUCGGACGGAAUUCGUCAAAAAACAGUUGUACAGCCACACACAUUACAACGACCACAAUGCAGAACAAACUGCAACUGACGUCCAUGAUUUCCGUGACAAACGUGAAACGAGGAAUAUAAACAAACAUCAUUGUUCAUGUCUGAAAGGUGAGAAAGGGUCCCCAGGUAAAAAGGGGAAAAAAGGAAAGCGGGGAAAGAAAGGGAAAAGAGGACAAAAAGGGCCGAGAGGACAAAAGGGAGAGAAAGGAGAGAAAGGAGAGACCGGAGAAGUAACCUUACCUGUAGGGGGCAUACAAACCCGUAUUGGUGGACACCAGCCACAUAAUGGUCAUCGCCAUGUCCAUUUUACCAGCGAUUUUAACAAAGAUAUAUCUCAGGAGGAAUUCAAAGGUAAUAAUUGUCAGGAAAUGUUUGGUGGCAAAGCCUGCAGAAAUAGAAGUUUCACUGCCACAGUGGUACCAGAGAUAUUUCGAUUUCUAAAGAAUAGAGAUGAACACAAUAACGUGACAUCACUUCCGGUAACCCAAACAGAGGACGGCAUAUAUCACAUUCACGAGACAGGAACUUAUCUGGUUUAUCUCCAUGCUGCCAUUUGGUCGUUGGACAAUACUGGUUCGGACGUUUUUGCCGUUGUCCUGGACAGACGAUUAACUGGUCGCCCUAGUACAGUUUUCCAUUGUCGACCUUUGAACAACACUUGGACCGGAAAUCACUAUGACAACUUGCUGCAGACAUGCGUGUCUACUCGAACAUUACAUCUAUCCGUUAAUGAUGUCAUAAGUAUCUACCUAGAAUCACCAGAAGCUGCAAUUGAUCUGUCAAAAGGAGAGACAUAUUUUGGUGUCUUGCGACUGUCGUGAUUUCCAGGAUAAAUGUGACCACUGCAUUUAAACAUUUGACUUCAGAUGGUAUUCGUAGACAUUGUGUAUGGCUACUGAAUAGGGGCAUAUUGAAGUUUUAUGUUGGACUUGUAUUCGUGAAUAUGCAUUCAUUUUGCAAUUGGAGGUUAUUUUUGAGACUAUUAAAUCAAUAUAUAAUUUAUAUAUAUAAUUUAUAAUAUUAAACAACUGAUAUCAUAGUUUAUAACAUUUUUACCAGUGAAAUAUCGAAAAUUAUUCAUUCUAUGAAAGUGAUAUUUUUUUUACUAAA
This is a messenger RNA of Pecten maximus, 1234 nucleotides long. RefSeq lists its product as uncharacterized. The transcript has 8 exons. NCBI's taxonomy places the organism in Eukaryota, Metazoa, Mollusca, Bivalvia, Pectinida, Pectinidae. The record is from RefSeq and is a predicted model, not a curated record. The coding region runs from base 1 to 945 and encodes 314 amino acids. Gene Ontology annotation, cellular component: membrane. Gene Ontology annotation, biological process: immune response. Gene Ontology annotation, molecular function: tumor necrosis factor receptor binding.